This is a messenger RNA of Scomber japonicus (chub mackerel), 3290 nucleotides long. Its product is annotated as septin-9-like. The record is from RefSeq and is a predicted model, not a curated record. NCBI's taxonomy places the organism in Eukaryota, Metazoa, Chordata, Actinopteri, Scombriformes, Scombridae. The transcript is spliced from 11 exons. Gene Ontology annotation, molecular function: GTPase activity; GTP binding; molecular adaptor activity. Gene Ontology annotation, cellular component: microtubule cytoskeleton; septin complex; septin ring. The coding region runs from base 128 to 1993 and encodes 621 amino acids. Gene Ontology annotation, biological process: cytoskeleton-dependent cytokinesis.
CCUAAUUUGGGAUUUGUUUAAAAGCGGGACUGCGCCCAAGGAGGACUUUUCCUUGCUGGGGAAAGGGAACCCUACUCCCUCUCUCUUGCAUUAUACACAUACGCACACACACACUCUGCUCCCCAAAAUGUCUGAUUCCACUGUCAACGCUCACUUGGAAGGGAUCAUAUCAGACUUUGAAGCGCUGAAACGGUCAUUUGAGGUGGAGGAGGCAGAUUCAUCCACACACCCCUCACCGUUGUCCCGUCGGACCACCAACCCCCUUCGCUCAUCCACCUCCUCCACAUCCAGCCAGCGGAGUUACGACCUGAGUUCCCGCAACUCUGACUACUCCUCUUCCAGAUCCUCCCCCUCUGAGUCUUCCAAUCUGCGUUCCCCCAAGACCGGCAUGAGGCGCAUUGAAUUAUCAGGGGGUCGCAACCCUGACACAGCCUCCUCCCGCCGCACAGAAAUCUCCAUUGAGGUCUCCUCCAAGCAGAUUGACAACUCACCCAGUGCCGGGAUUGCCCGCUUUGGCCUUAAACGACCUGAGGUCAGCCUGAGUAGUCGGAGUACCCCACUGGACAGCUCCUCCAACUCCAUCCCCAGCUCCACAAGCAAGCUCAGCAUGACACGGUCCAGUGAGCCCCCUGCCCCUCCUCGGAGGAUGGAUGCUCAGCUGUCCUCAGCCCCGGUCUCUAGGAUCCCUGAGCCGUCUCAGAAAAAAGCAGAGCCCCCGUCCCCCAUCCUCAACCCAGUUGAGGUGGCCACCAGGAGGCCAGAGAUGCCUGUCUUCAGACAGCUGGACAGUUUGGCGUCGGGCACUACAGUGGAGAACAACAACCACCCACCUCCUGUGCCUAGUGCCCCCCUGCCGUCCCUGGCAGACACCAGGGUGGAAAGGGUGCAGUCACCUGUCACAGAGCCUCCCAUGGUCCAACCAGCAGCGAGGCCAGAGGUGAUUCCCAGCUACUCCAGCAGUGCCAUGACUGAGGCGGUGGUGCUUGAUGCAAUGAUGUCCCCAGCAGUGGGUGGCCUGUACGGGGAGAAGGCUGGUGCCCCUGUGGUGGACUUCAGUUAUGUGGGCAUUGACGCCAUUCUGGAGCAGAUGAGGAGAAAGGCCAUGAAGCAGGGUUUCGAGCUUAACAUUAUGGUUGUGGGACAAAGUGGCCUGGGAAAGUCCACUUUGAUGAACACACUGUUCAAGUCUAAAGUCAGCCGUAAGUCAGUGUUGGCCACAGCCCAGGAGAAGAUCCCUAAAACAAUUGAAAUCAAGUCCAUCAGUCAUGACAUCGAGGAGAAGGGAGUGAGAAUGAAGCUGACAGUUAUUGACACACCAGGUUUUGGAGACCAGAUCAACAACGAGAACUGCUGGCAGCCAAUUAUGAAAUUCAUUAACGACCAGUAUGAGGCGUACCUGCAGGAGGAGAUCAACAUCAACAGGAAGAAAAGGAUCCCAGACUCCAGAGUCCAUUGCUGCAUAUACUUCAUCCCCCCAACUGGUCACUGUCUGCGGCCUCUUGAUGUAGAGUUCAUGAGACGUCUCAGUAAGGUGGUCAACAUUGUCCCAGUCAUUGCCAAGGCAGAUACACUCACCUUAGAGGAGAGGGACUUCUUCAAAAAGAAGAUCAGGGAAGAGCUUCGAGCUAAUGGGAUUGACGUAUACCCUCAGAAGGAAUUUGAUGAGGAUGCGGAGGACAGAAUGAUCAACGAAAAGAUCAGGGAGAUGAUCCCAUUUGCUGUGGUGGGCAGUGAUCAGGAGUACCAGGUCAAUGGUAGGAGGCUGCUGGGGAGGAAGACCAAGUGGGGAACCAUUGAAGUUGAGAACAUAGCCCACUGUGAGUUUGCCUAUUUACGGGAUCUCCUCAUCAGGACCCAUAUGCAGAAUAUUAAGGACAUCACCAGCAGCAUCCACUAUGAAAUGUAUCGUGUGAGGCGCCUUAAUGAGAAUAACACGGUGGUGGCUCAUGCCAACGGUAUCCCAGAACAUCAUCUUGCCGCCCACGAGAUGUAGACACCACCUGCUCCUCCGCAGUUAACCUCAACUCAGUGUAUUUGUCAUUUGCUAUGAGACUUUGACCUUCAUUGACAGCCUUCCCACCACUCCAGUCCCUGACUCCAUCCCUCAUCUCACAGGUGGGAUAGAAACUUAAGAACUUGCCAGAGGGACUGUAUUCAAUGACUCAGCAGCUGAAUAGACUGUUCAUGUCAGUUUAUGGCCUCAUUAACAAACACUAUCCUCUCACUAUCGUGGACAAAGAGAAGUUUGGAGAGAAGUUUGAUUCUUCGUAAUGUGCUGCAGCUUGAUCUUAUCUGCUUCCUGAUCAUAAAUUUAACCUUUGUGGGUUUUACUUGUGGUGCCAAAAGUUCAGCAUCUGCCAAACAUAAUGAACUGACACUCAAUAUGUGUCAGGCUAAGAAAUGCCUUAAUCAGUAACAUUUUAAUCUUGUCCACUUUUACAUUUUUUCAAGUUGAUGUUUUUUCCGCAGCGCUUAUAAGAACCUGUGCUGUAACAGAAGCACACUUUUCUUUGGCACACACCUGUAUCAACAUGUGUGGAUUGCACUUGAUCACUACAUAGUUGCAUACAUUGACAAAGCAUGUUGGAAAGGGGGCUGGACAGCACUUUGCCAACAUGUGACAUAUACAGUCGGACAAGUCUUUGCGUUUGUCUGUGUGAUGCAGUGUCAUUCAGCACUCUCCCCUGUGGGUAAACAAGAAAAGGAUAUCAAAAUAGCACAUGCAGUAUGUCUGAGUUUAUAUGAUUUGUCACAAACUGUGUUCUGCUUUAACUGUUCGUCCUAUGUUCAUGUCAUGUUAAGUAUGGAUGUCAGGUCCUUGAUGUCUUUUUAAUUCCCAGUAAUAAAUGUCAGUGUUUAUUAAUAGAAAUAUCUUCAAGUGAUUUAAGAUGAAUGAGUAUUUAUGCACGAUAUAAAAUGUGAACGUUUGUCAUCAGUUGUGGUCCACUUAUUCAGAUUAUUCACACACAUAAACACACAUACACAUAUAUAUACACAUAUAUAUAUAUACAAACACUCACACAUGCAUUUGAGCCCAUCGUAGUGCCUUAUUUAUAGGAGAAUGUUUGAUAGCGUGUUGGCUGAAACUGGAAAGAGAGCAGGUUUGCUGGUGCCGAAUUACCUACAUUUAGACAUUUUUCAAUCCUUUUCCCUUUUUUAUCUGGUUAAUAAAACAAAUCUUACACUGACCAGCCCAUUUUUUCUUCUAUCUUUCAUAAUAUACCAAGGAUCUUUGUCUGUUUGAACCAUAUAUAAUUCCCUCAGCUGUCACUCUCAUGCUCUGUCCUGUA